Messenger RNA from Achroia grisella, 3726 nucleotides. RefSeq names its product adenylate cyclase type 10-like. Gene Ontology annotation, molecular function: adenylate cyclase activity. The transcript is spliced from 28 exons. Gene Ontology annotation, cellular component: cytoplasm. The coding region runs from base 1 to 3726 and encodes 1241 amino acids. The record is from RefSeq and is a predicted model, not a curated record. NCBI's taxonomy places the organism in Eukaryota, Metazoa, Arthropoda, Insecta, Lepidoptera, Pyralidae.
AUGAUGGCGUAUCCUAUGAGAACAACCUGCGAUAAGGAAACUUUUCUGCGGAGCAAACUGGCCCAGGAAUACUUCAGGCUGGUGGAGCAGAAGUAUUUGAAAGGGAUCCCUAAGCCAGGACCUAUUUAUGAAUUCAAUAAAUUUGGUUGGCCGGAGCGCCUUAAUGGUUGGCGACACCCACUCCUAGGGCGGAAUGAGGAACUGCGCAAGUACAAGAUGACAAUACAGAACGCGGUCAACCAACAAAAUCAGAAGUUCACACGUUAUGGGGACCAUAAAUAUGCUAUUGCUUUCAUAGGCCCUAGUAUGGUGGGUAAAACGCGUCUAUUAGAAGAAUGUCUUCAUAUUACUCCACACUAUAUUCAUAAGGAGAAAAUAGUUUUGACAGAGGAAAAUAAGGUAAAUUUUGGUGGACAGCAAAAAAUUAUGUCAAAGGGCUUCCACAACUGGAAUUUACGAUCGGAUCGUGAAAAUUUUGAAAAUAUGAUUAGAUACAGCAUGGAUACGGCAUCUUUAAAACCCGUGCAAAUACAUGCUAUCAAUGUUAUUUUCGACUGUCGGUUUCCUCUUCCUGAACAGUUUUCUUAUGAUGGAGAUUUUCUCAAGAACUAUAGCGUCAGGCAAUUGUUGAUCGAUUUCUUCAAAUAUAAUUUCACCAAUCUAUGGGUAGCGGCAAUACUGGAGGCACAGUAUACAGAUGACGAGUCAUGGUGCAUGCUAUUAUUGAUUCUGGAAUCAAAGAUGAUAUUUAUUCUUAUGUCUAUAACAAAUGAAAAACAAUUAUCUGAAGUUGCACGUAAUUGCUUGAAAAGUAAUAUGAUAGUCAAUAUGAGACUUAAUGGAAUUGAUCGGUGGUACCACGCUGCGCUGGCCUGCCAACUGUUAGAUGUACAAGCCAUACCUGCUGAUUUGGUAAAGAUAAUUGAAAGCGCCAGCGGUGGUAUGCCUGGAUGGAUACAGAACUUCGUAAUUUCGCUAAUUCAACGUGGAGUAUUGACAGUGGUCACGGUACCCCGAGCCGAAGCCGUCGAGUCAGGCGCUAUAAUUCCAAGUCCUACCUUACUGCAAAGGUCCGAAGCUGAUAUAAAUAUACAGCCUGAUCUGUUUCCAAAUCGGUCAAGUUAUCAAAGUAUGUACAGCAUCCUUAGCAUGAGUGUGGUAAGUCGACUAGAUGACAGCCAGCACACGGUCCAUGAUGGUGAUACAUUACAACUAGCAGUUUUGGCAGAAUCGAACUGCUUCGAUGAUUUGAAGACGGACAUAUCUAUGGACGCCGUUAUACUGAAGACUUAUGAUUCAUUGACACCCUUUGAGAAGAUGUUACUUAAAUGUGGUUCGGUACUUGGAGAAGUUUUCUCUCGACGUAUGCUCUUACAUUUACUUCAAAGCGAUUCUAAUAGAAAAGUUGCCCAAGCUGUAUCGAAAUUGUUUUCGAUCCGUGUUCUGGAGUGCGAAGGCGGUGAUUUCACCCGGGACACCUCUCCCGUGCUGGUACACCCUGCCCCCACUAUGCCGGAUGCCAAGCAUCCUUACUGCGCUUGCCUAGGAAUAAGAUCACCUCCGGAUUGUCAAGAUCUCCCUAUGUACGCUUUCUGCGGUUAUAUGAAGUUUAGACACACUUUGUUUAGAACAACAACAUACGAGUUACUAACGGAGAACCAAAAGCAUGAAAUGCAUGCGCGCGCACUCUUGUACCUUGAGCGAUACACAAGAAGGUGCAAGGGAUGCGGCGCUGGAUGCUUCAUCAAGCUACUUGGUCUACGAUCCGAUGAUGGUUUAGUGGUUGAAAGUGAGGAAUUGAAACGCACUCGUGCACAAAUUUGCGCUCUCAGUGCAGAGGCGAAGCUAUCAGUGGAACAGUCGACUCUACCUUUGUUUAUGACUGAUCCUACUUCUUUACAUGAGAUACAAAUAUCAAACGAACAGAAACAGAUAUCCAGUUAUGAUCUUCUAGAACCUGCUGAUAGAAGAAAUUUAAAUCAGUACCUGCUAAUGCACAAUAAUAAACUUGUUCGUUCGUUCUCUUCGUUGGAAAUUGGAAACUGUGAAUGUAUGGCGAUCCUGCUGGCGGUCUACUGUCAGAUGAUAGAUCAUUGUCGUGGUGCUGAUGAAUAUGAGAAAUUAUACGAGGCUUAUAUGGAAUAUGCUGAUUUAUGUGUUAUUAACUUAAACAUACCACAAGCCAUUAGACUUUUAUUUGAAGUAGAAGAAUUUAUUAAGAGUAAUCAGUUGAACGAUAAAUUAGAGUGGGUAAAGGAUUAUCGUCUGGCGAAUAUAUAUUCAUUGAGAGGUGUUUGUUUACUUGAAACGGGUGAUAUGAACGAAGCACGGAAACAGCUAUUGUAUGCAAUGCAACUUUAUUGUGAUCCAUUCCCGACUUCAAAACACGCAGUAAGAUUUUGUGAUUUACGGGUUUCAGUCAAUCAAGUCAUAGCACUAUACAUUCUUCCGAAUUUGUUUGUUGCAAGGAAUUCUGGUUUCGUGGGACAUUUUUACGAAAAUAUAGCCCAAACGCUUAAUAGGCUUUAUAGAUUAUUUACUGAAAGUGGUGAAAAGGCGAAUGCAAAUUUGGCAGCCAAAUGGUCAUUGAAUUAUGCACUGCGAACGAAUUCCAACUUUCGCCUAUUGUGUUUUAGUUAUGGGAAUAUAAUAGCUACGUAUCGGCAGAAACAAAAGUUCAGAAUAUGUUUGAAACUAAAGAAAAGGGCUAUGGAACUAUGUUAUCGCAAGCGUGGAUUAGACGCAAUUGAAAUUCAUGCUGUAUGCCACCUGUACACAAAUAUAUUUUUAUUUUACGUGGAAUAUGGAAAGAAGCUAGAAAGUCUUCAGUUUGGGUUUUCAGUAAUGCAAAUUAUGACCAACGAAACUGAUCUGAACACCCGUCAAGUGUUGAUACUGUGGAUGCUCAAGUUUCUACUCUCAGAGCUCCGUAUUCACGACAUGGUCUCAAUAAUGCGGGAUUUCUUUUAUAUGACUGGCUAUUAUGAUUUAAGCUCAGAAACUUGGUACUAUUUCUACGCGCUCGUUAUCCUGUUAGACACUGGUUAUUGCGUGGAGUCAUACAGCACUUGUGAACAAUUUUAUAUCAAGAAGGGUGAUGCCAUACUAAGAUCCAAAACUCCAGAGGCGGCGUGGAACUUCCUAGUUGCCAUGUGGCUAAUAACAAUUCGUGCCGGAGCUUGGGAAAGAUCGAUAUUGUGGGAGGACAAAAUAAGAGCUUCAAAUAUGGAUAAACACGAUAUUAGUAUUAUGAUCCUUGUCAGAUUGGUUGAAGGUCUAAUAAUUACUUUAGUGAACGAGAUGAAUAACAGAAACAUAAAAAAAAUAUUGUUGUUGGAGAAGGCUAUUAAAUCAAUGUUUCAUGACAUGAACAAAGCAUGUGAUCAUGCUCCUAUAUAUCGACCAAGAGUCAAACUAUUUUAUUCUUUUGUUGCUAGAUAUUUUCUUUUGUUCGCAUACUAUCAUGUCAUUCGGGGCAAGAAACAACGAGGUUACAGCUAUUUGAAUAAAGCCAUCGACCUAUCCAAGCAGGCCGCACAUGGAACUCUGCUAUAUUGGGCAGAACAUACACGUAAUCACUGGAUUGGUACAUUAAACCCAAAGUUUGAACAUUAUUGGACAGAGCAUAUUGAACCAGAUAAUCUACUUGAAUAUAAGGACUUCGAUAUGGAGACUGGAAAGAUCAUACCCUAUACACUUCCUUUGCCGAGUGAUCUCGAAAAGUAA